AUGGCGUCCAUAUUCACCUUCGAUCCUGAUCCUCCGCGGGUCUCUUCGCCGUGGUCGAUAUCGGAGUCCUCUACGCCCCAGCCUACCUCUGCCGGUAAUCGACUGGCUAUUAGAACACGUUCUAGCGCGACACUGCGCAGUGCAGACCAUGACUCUUUGUCUGACUAUGGGAUAUCGAAAUUGGAUCCGGAGCCUCAGGAGGGUCCGACCGAAUAUAAGCUACAUCUUCUUCUGCGGCCUCGUCGAUUGUACACGUCUAUGUCUACGGGACAUGUCGUGGCGGGGUCGUAUCACUCCCGGGCGAGCUUGUCAACUUCGUUCCCUACAACACCGUCUAGUUAUGAGACCGCCAUGAAACCACAGCAAACCCGGUCGACGCACAGUCGGCAAGAGCGGCUGCAGCAUCUGACGACGCAGCUGCUGUGGCGGUUGCAGCAGUCGUCGCCGUUUCAUUCGUCUACCGCCACUAAUAAUCUCGUGCUGCCUGUUCUACCUGACAUGGUAUCGCAGUCGGAUGCUCCGCAGAGGCCGGCACGAUUGCUUCCUGGGCUUGAGGAGAGUCAGGGUGCGUUGUAUGAGAUCGGGGUUGCGGAUGAUGGGACUUUUGUUGGGCUUACCCAGGACGAGCUGGAGGAGAGUUUGAGCAACUUGCAGAUUAUGGCGGGUAGCUUGGGCUGUAAGGUGGAUGUUCUGCGAAGGGUUGUUGUUGGUGAAUGUGAGUGGGAAGGCGACUCGGUCGAGUCUCAUGUAGAGGAUCUCUGGGUUGCAGAGGCACUUGUCAGUCCGGAUCUGGAUUAUUACCGCGCAGCGCCGGCAGAAGGUGACGCAUCUGGGGCGACUGAAAAAAAGUCUGUUUCGGAAGACGACCAUUCCAGCACUGAGCAGAUUCGCGUAUCCAUCACUGGUCCCAGUAUCGCUGGCAAAUCCUCCCUGUUGGGUACGCUGACGUCUUCCUCGCUGGACAAUGGAAGAGGAAAAAGCAGGCUGAGUUUGCUCAAGCAUCGACACGAGAUUUCUUCUGGAAUCACCAGUUCUGUUGCGCAGGAGUUGAUCGGAUACACGGGUGAUUCCUCUGGCUCGGUCGAUGCGAUCAACUAUGCGUCUGGAAACGUUGCUGCAUGGGAUGACAUCCAUGCUGUGUCGACGGGCGGUCGUCUAGCCUUUGUUUCUGAUCUUCCCGGCUCUGUGCGUUUUUCGAAAUCUAUGCUCAGAGGGCUGAUUAGCUGGGCUCCUCACUGCGUGAUACUCUGCAUUCCCGCCAAUUGCGACGAUGGGACUACGUCAGGUAGCGACAGCAAGCCCGCAGAGCAAACUACGGAAAUCGACCUAGCUCUGUCAUACUUGGAACUCUGCAUUAAACUCGAAGUACCUAUUUUAAUUGCUAUCACCAAGAUGGACCUCGCUUCUCGUGUGGGAUUGAGAAAUACGCUCUCCAAGGUUCUGUCGGUGUUGAAGCUUAGCGGCAAAAAACCAGCCAUGCUACCUGUGUCAGGUUUAACAGACAAGGUUGCAGGUCUCCAGCGAAUCGGGACAGCGGAAGGCGGGGAAGUGAGAAAGGUCAUUGACGCUAUGGCUGGUGAUACGCUACUGACAGUACCUAUCGUUCUCACAAGUGCUGUCGACGGCUCCGGGAUAGAGAAGUUACAUGCUUUUCUACGAUAUCUUCCAGUCCCAGCGAAGCCUUCACUGCGGACUAUCGAUUUGUCAAAGGCGCAAUCGCAAUCACCCACUGGCAAUGUAUUCGACAUUGACGAGGUAUUUGCUAUACCGCCGUCGAAGGUUUACUCGAUAUCGUCGGACCAGACGCCAAAGGAGAACCAGGGCGUUGUUCUAUGCGGUCUCGUACGUUACGGUGCCAUUUCGAUAGGCGAUGAGCUGGUUGUUGGGCCGUUAUUGACAAACCCGCACUGGCAGCAUGUCCGCGUUGUCAGCGUCAGAAAUCUUAGACUACCUGUUCGCAAACUCACAGAGGACCAAGUUGGGACUAUUGGUAUUGAACCUAUUUCACAGCCAGACGAACCAUCACCGCACCUCGGCCGGAUACGAAAAGGGACGGUUCUAGCCAGUCUGCCAGACCCAGUGCCACUUCACACCGGCUUCGUUGCUACAUUCUCCUCCAGCGAAUUCGCAUCAGCAGAUUCCCCACCAUUACUUCUUGGUGGAAACGCCAUCGUCUACAUCGCCAACAUCCGCACAGCAGUAAAAGUGACCUGUGUUGAACUAGCUGAAAACGAACUAGUCUCGACCCCGCCAUCACCAGCUGAACCCGAAUUCUUCCGUUUCGACGGCGAUCCAGACCGCGGACAAACCAAUGGCGAUUCCCCUGAACGCCGCAAUGCAGAUGUCCAGAAGGUUAUCGACUCAACGGAUACCGCUGAGGAGGAUGUCCAUAUUACAUUUUCGUUUGUCACGUCCUUGGAGUGGGUAGAGAUUGGGUCGAGGCUACUUGUUAUGCCUGGUGUUUCAACAUCGGCAUCGUCUAUGCCUGCGUCGGGG
Messenger RNA from Aspergillus glaucus CBS 516.65, 2496 nucleotides. RefSeq lists its product as uncharacterized. The transcript has a single exon. Gene Ontology annotation, biological process: translational elongation. The annotation marks the transcript as partial. NCBI's taxonomy places the organism in Eukaryota, Fungi, Ascomycota, Eurotiomycetes, Eurotiales, Aspergillaceae. The record is from RefSeq and is a predicted model, not a curated record. Gene Ontology annotation, molecular function: GTPase activity; GTP binding; translation elongation factor activity.